Molecule: messenger RNA, 849 nt
Organism: Brassica napus (rape)
Lineage: Eukaryota; Viridiplantae; Streptophyta; Magnoliopsida; Brassicales; Brassicaceae
Product: putative F-box/kelch-repeat protein At3g24610
Exons: 2
Coding region: 1-849 (282 amino acids)
Molecular function (GO): protein binding
Source: RefSeq, a predicted model, not a curated record
AUGGUGCUAAGCACCCCUAUUUAUACUAGUAAGUGGAAACUACAAGCUAAUGAGGGAAAACCCAACGCUCUUGGAUUGCCGGUAUCACACUUGGCACCAAGUGACUCCCAUGAGAGUGGCCCGAGCAUCCGCCACGGCUCAAGUGGUGAACGGAAAGAUAUACGUGUUGGGAGGCUGCAAAGACAGGGACUGGGGGAAGUGCCGGACGAGGAGGAUCCGGAUACACGCCCUAGGAUGAGUUUGAUCCAUGGGAGUGUGGUGAUAGAGGACAAGAUAUACGUGAUUGAUUUAUGGAAUAGAACCUUCUUCUACUCCCUAAGCCAGUGUAAAUGGGGGAGAGGGAGUCCGGCGAGGCUAGAAUCACCGUCUAUGAAUAGAAGGGAUUGGUGUGUGGUUGAUAACGUGUUAUACAGUGUUGGUAACGACGGGUGUAUUUAUUGGUGUGAGCCACAUGAGUUGGAUCGGUGUGCUGGAGUGGGGAUGAAUUGGACUGAGUUGUUAAGUCACCCAAUGAAACGGCUGCAGGACAAGCUCACUAGAUCGAGAGUGGCUCACUUUGGUGGGAAGAUGGCAAGAGUGUGGGAGAAGACGACGCGCAAUUUCACCAAAUGCCUUGAAGAUAUACUUCCCGGGGCCAAACUCGCCGGCUCUGGCCACAAUGUUGUUGUCUUCUGGAAAGAGCUCGUACCAGAAAAGAGCGUGGGCAUUUGGUGUGCUGAGUUUUCGUUUAAAGGGUGCAACAAAUGGGGCUUUAUGUUUGGCCUGCUUGAGUGUUCCAAUGCUAUCCUCACUCUUGAUCCUAUCUUGGAUCGCGCUAAGGUCUUGUACACUAUCUCCGUUGAUGUCUGA